ACCAAAAGAAAAGGAUCCACUCAAAAAUUGACAAAAGCAGCAACGAACAAGAUUUUUUAAUUUGUUUGUUUGGCAGUGACGAAAAGAAUUGGUGUAGGCUGGCGAAUAGAAGAGACCCAGCAGAGGAGGAGGCGCGAGGAAGCCGUCUUCUGGUGUUCCUUUCGUACUUGGUGGAGUUUUAAGCCAGGUCGUAGAACAAGAAGAAGAAGGACCAGUGAUGGCGUCUAGAGCUAUGGUUCCUCAGCAUGAAAACAAUGGGGAAGGAAAGCAGAUGCAUGCAAAAGCAGAUGGAAGGAACCGAAGAGUUCUUCAAGACAUUGGCAAUUUUGUCGAUGAACGAGCAGCACAAGGAAAGAAACCAAUCACUGAAGGAGCUGUGAGAGGACCCCAAAGGAAGGUAGUUGACAAACCAAAACCCGAGGAUAUGAUCGUAAUAAGCUCCGACGAAAAACCUGAGAAAAGUGAAGUUGUUAGCAAAAGACAAGGGUCUUCAAGGAAGCAAGUCAAAACCCUCACUUCUAUACUCUCUGCUCGAAGCAAGGCUAUUUGUGGACUUAUGAAUAAGCUUAAUAUUUCAAUUGAGGACAUUGAUGGAAGGGAUGCUGGUAAUGACUUGGCUGGCACUGAAUAUGUGGAUGAUAUCUACAAGUUCUACAAGCUGACGGAAAAUGAGGGUCGAGUACGCGACUAUAUGGAUUUGCAGCCAGAUAUAAAUGCCAAGAUGAGAUCGAUCUUGAUUGACUGGUUGAUAGAAGUCCAUCGCAAAUUCGAGCUUAUGCCGGAGACACUCUAUCUUACUAUGAAUAUCGUUGAUCGAUUUCUUUCGAUGAAGGUUGUACAAAGAAAGGAAUUGCAAUUGGUAGGCAUUAGUGCAAUGCUCAUAGCAUGCAAGUAUGAAGAGAUUUGGGCACCAGAGGUCAGUGACUUUGUUUUCGUAUCAGACAAUGCCUACGCUAGAGAGCAGGUCUUGGUCAUGGAGAAAGCAAUCUUGAACAAGUUAGAAUGGCACCUAACAGUUCCUACACCAUAUAUGUUCCUCGUCCGAUUUAUCAAAGCCUCUAUUCCAUCUGAUGAUAAGGUGGAGAAUUUGGCGUUUUACCUUGCUGAGCUUGGUCUGAUGCAAUAUCCGACUGCGGUUAUGUAUUGUCCAUCUAUGUUAGCCGCUUCGGCCGUGUAUGCUGCUAGAUGCACCCUUGGGAAAAGCCCUCCGUGGAGUGAGACUCUAAAGCACCACACCGGCUACUCGGAAAACCACUUGAUGAAUGGUGCAAAACUCUUGGUUAAAUUCCACUCAACGGCUGCAGAAAGUAAACUCAAGGCAUUAUAUCGGAAAUUCUCGAGUCCAGAGUGCGAUGCCGUGGCUCUUCUUGCACCGGCAAAAAGCCUUUUGCCGAUACCAAUCCAUCAUGGAGAGUGAUUUACCAGAUGUUUUUAUGACUAGUGGCCGUUAUAUCUUGAUGCAACAUUUAAUGUUCGUCAGAAAGUGUUGUUUUCACCAAUUCUAAUGUUUUAACUUCAACCACCAUGAAGGACUGCAGCUCCUGCCGGCCGUCAAUGGCACAUUGAUGUGUAUAUCUAUUAUUUUCUUCCUUUUAAAUUUUAUUG
This is a messenger RNA of Hibiscus syriacus, 1605 nucleotides long. Its product is annotated as G2/mitotic-specific cyclin S13-7-like. Gene Ontology annotation, biological process: regulation of cyclin-dependent protein serine/threonine kinase activity; mitotic cell cycle phase transition. Bases 218 to 1417 code for a protein of 399 amino acids. Gene Ontology annotation, molecular function: cyclin-dependent protein serine/threonine kinase regulator activity. The record is from RefSeq and is a predicted model, not a curated record. Gene Ontology annotation, cellular component: centrosome; cyclin-dependent protein kinase holoenzyme complex; cytoplasm. NCBI's taxonomy places the organism in Eukaryota, Viridiplantae, Streptophyta, Magnoliopsida, Malvales, Malvaceae. The transcript has 8 exons.